Molecule: messenger RNA, 453 nt
Organism: Brassica napus (rape)
Lineage: Eukaryota; Viridiplantae; Streptophyta; Magnoliopsida; Brassicales; Brassicaceae
Product: oxysterol-binding protein-related protein 1B
Exons: 1
Coding region: 56-307 (83 amino acids)
Source: RefSeq, a predicted model, not a curated record
UUCUCUUUGCUCUACACAGAACCAGAGUAAAACAAAAAUUCAAAAGAAAACAAAAAUGGAAGCCAAAGUGAUUUCUUGCACUACUUUUGGAGAAGACAAGGUCAUAAAGAUUGUUGUUUCGAGCCAUCGUGCAGUCACCAACUACAAACCUGGAGAAAACGAAACGACCGUUGUUGUUGCCGAUGAUACUUGCUCCAAGAAAGAUGUUGAAGAGAUUAAGAAGACUUGUGAGAAGCUCGAUUAUGUUUACGAAGGAAGACUUCACGAAGAUUACGCUCAGACCAACAUUGGACCUGGUUUGGUCUGAAAGUUUCAGAGUUACAGUUAAACUCUCUAUGCUUUGCUUCACUUUUGUCUAAGUACUUUUCUUUUCUGCAUUUUUGCUUUCUAUGUUCUAAGUUAUCUCUUGGUGGUUUGCAGUGUAUGAAUGAAUUUAUAUGAGUUUAUUAGUUA